UUUUGGGGAUUUUAGUUGAUAAUUUAUAUUUGAGAUGGAAGAGUUUAGGGAAAGUAGGUUUUGGGUUAAGGAACGGCAGGAAGAGAAGAAGGGGGAUAAAAGCAGGAUUAAGAUAGAAGGAAUAGGGGGAAGGCAAAGCAAGGGGUGUAUAAGGUUUCCGAGAAUUUUAAGAAAUGAGAUUAAUGGGAAAUGAAGGGGGAGAACAAUAUCGAAGAGCCUUUCACAAACUCAUUCAUUGCCAAUAGAGUAUAAGUACAAAGCAAUUGAUAGGGAGCGAAGAAGUAUGGAUAUUACUCAGUCUCAAUUUAAAUUCAGAAACAAGGGUUUCAGCCUUUCCAGGAGUUUUAAUAAAUAAGAAUAAUGAUAUUAUUAAGAAGAAUAAAAACUUAUUAGAAAAUAUGAAUAAAUAAGCCAAAAUCACGAAGUAAUAAUGUGUAUCGUUCAAAGCCAAUGAGAGUGGUCAACUCAGAGCAUGAGUUAUUGGAAAUAUCAGAUGGGAAGAAGGAAUUCAUGUCUACUUCUAGUUAUAGUGGCAGCCGACUUAAUUCUUCAAUGAAGUUCUCUACCAAGAUUCAUACAUUAGGAAGUUUAAAAACUAUAAUAAAAAGAGCAAAUUUGAUGCCAAUGAAAAACAAGCAAAUCCAAAUCCGAGUAGGAAAGGACUCUAUUCGGAGGAACAGGAGACUCUUCAAUGAGCUUCGAGAGUGCACUCUUGAAUUCUAUGGUAAAUAA
Molecule: messenger RNA, 732 nt
Organism: Moneuplotes crassus
Lineage: Eukaryota; Ciliophora; Spirotrichea; Euplotida; Euplotidae
Source: the annotation of a GenBank genome assembly